AUGGAGUCCGGCCGCAAGUCAGAUACCAAGUCGGACAACAAACCCGGGAACGUAGCCCACGUCCCUCCUCAACUGUCCGACCUGCAUUGCUUCACCGAAACCGAAGGCGUCAUCACAACCACCAUGUUCGAUAUCCCAGGGUACCGCAUCGUGCGCGUCCUGGGCGUCGUGUACGGCCUGACCGUCCGCUCGCGCAACUGGGCCGCGGGGCUGGGCAUGGUGCUCAAGUCCAUCGCCGGCGGCGAGCUGCGCUGGUUCACCUCCAUGCUGUACAACGGCCGCAACGACGCCAUCUCGCGCGUCGUCGCCGAGACCAAGCAGCGCGGCGGCAACGCCGUCGUCUGCCUCCGCUUCGACAGCGGCAACCUGGAGGGGUUCGCCCAGCUUUGUGGCUACGGCACCGCCUGCGUCGUGGAGAAGAUUGAAGGGAGCGAUGCUGUUGCUACGCAGCUGUAGUGUCGAAAGAUGUGACAAGUCGUGUGGUGGAAGUCUUGUGGAAGUCUUGUGGAAGGCUUUGUGGAAAUAUCAUAAAGGGGCGCGAUAGUAAAAUACCCAAAUUGAAUCGGAGUUCUAUGGUAAUUAUUUUCGCGUUUCUCGUCGUCAUUCAUUACCUUGUCUUUUGCGAAACCCUCCUUCGUCCAGUCUUUUGUGGAAGUGCAAU
Molecule: messenger RNA, 661 nt
Organism: Sodiomyces alkalinus F11
Lineage: Eukaryota; Fungi; Ascomycota; Sordariomycetes; Glomerellales; Plectosphaerellaceae
Product: DUF74-domain-containing protein
Exons: 2
Coding region: 1-456 (151 amino acids)
Source: RefSeq, a predicted model, not a curated record